CACAUUUCAGACCAUGCCACUCCCACAAUGACCGACCUAACACCAACCCUCACGAAUCUGCUUUCAAAGCAAGGCUCGUCACUCCCUCAAACCAGAAAACCCUGCACAGAAACCGCCGACGAGUUCCUAAAGGAGGCAUACCGAAUCAACUCACACGUCCACUCCCUUCUGCAAUACCUCCAAUCAAUCCGGCACGCCUACCUCUCAACAACACAACCCCAACGCCGCCAAAACAUACCAACCCCGAACCCCAAAAAUGCACCAACCACAACCCCCCAAACAAACCUCACAGACCCCGAACGCGAUGCAGUCGACACCUCAACAGCCCUCCUCCUCCGCGACCUAGCAACCUCAAUCGCAAACCUCUCCUCCGCCGAAUCCCUCCGCCAAGAGACAUCCUCCACCCUCCUCCACAAGAAAUACGGCCACUCCGCCGCCGGCGCGCUCCUCUGGCGCUGGGCCGGCGGCAGCGGCGCACUAGACAGCGCCAGCGCCGACGAGGGCAAAUCCGCUGAGCAGAUAUGCGCAGAGGAGAGCGCGCGGUCGAUAGCGACCGUCCGCGAGAGCGUGCUUUGGUUCUUGAGGCGUGGGCUUGAGAGCGCUGUUAGUGUGCAGCGGCGGAUGGUUGAGAAGAGGAUUGAGAGGAUAAGGGAGAAGGAGAAGAGUGUGCUUUAUAAGGUUGGUGCGGGGAAGGCUGCUGGGAGUGGGAAUGGGGGGAGGAAGGGGUCUGUUUCUGUAUCGGGGAGGACUGGAGCUGGAGCUGGGGUUGCGGGUGGAAGUUCCUUCGAUCCUACGUUCCAGGCGCCUGAUGCGGCGGUUCUGAGUGAGGCGGAUACGGCGCGGAUCGAGGCGCAGCUUUCGCCGGAGCAGUUGCAGCUUUUUGCUGAGGAGAAUGAUUCUAUGCUUAGGCAUUAUGAGGAUACGUUGGGGAAGGUCCAAAACGCCGAGAAAUCCCUCCUUGAGAUCUCCUCUUUGCAGGAAACGCUUGUCUCCCACCUCGCUACGCAGGAGGAACAUAUUUCCCAGCUUGUCUCGGACGUGGAUACGACGCAGACGAAUGUCGGGCAGGGAAAUCGUGAGUUGAAGCGUGCUACUGAGCGACGGAGUACGGCGCAGGCUGUCUUCUGGGGAACUGUUGGACUGUGUACAUGGCUUGUGGUUUGGGAUUUGGUCUUUUAGUCCCGAUACUACUGAACAGGUUGUCUCAGAAGCUUUCAUAGAAAGCGUUUUUAUACGAUAC
Penicillium samsonianum is the source of this 1240-nucleotide messenger RNA. RefSeq lists its product as uncharacterized. NCBI's taxonomy places the organism in Eukaryota, Fungi, Ascomycota, Eurotiomycetes, Eurotiales, Aspergillaceae. Gene Ontology annotation, cellular component: endoplasmic reticulum; SNARE complex. Bases 28 to 1179 code for a protein of 383 amino acids. Gene Ontology annotation, biological process: retrograde vesicle-mediated transport, Golgi to endoplasmic reticulum. The transcript has 3 exons. The record is from RefSeq and is a predicted model, not a curated record.